AUGGCGGCCGUGGCCGCCUCCUCCGCGCUGAAGCGGCUGGAUCUGCGCGACCCCGCGGCGCUUUUCGAGACCCAUGGAGCGGAGGAGAUCCGCGGGCUGGAGCGCCAGGUUCGGGCCGAGAUCGAGCACAAGAAGGAGGAGCUGCGGCAGAUGGUGGGCGAGCGGUACCGCGACCUGAUCGAGGCGGCCGACACCAUCGGGCAGAUGCGCCGCUGCGCCGAGGGGCUGGUGGACGCCGUCAAGGCUACCGACCAGUACUGCGCCCGCCUCCGCCACGCCGGCUCGGCCGCGCCCCACCCGGCGCAGGACCCGCAGCCACAGCAGCCAUCCCAGCAGAAUUUCUACAGCAUGGCUGCCCAGAUCAAGCUACUAUUAGAAAUUCCUGAGAAGAUCUGGAGCUCUAUGGAAGCCUCUCAGUAUCUGCACGCCACACAGCUCUACCUGCUCUGCUGCCACCUUCACAGCCUGCUCCAGCUGGAUUCUUCUAGUUCCCGAUCUAGCCCUGUCCUCUCCCGGUUUCCUAUACUCAUCCGGCAGGUGGCAGCAGCCAGCCACUUCCGGUCAGCUAUUCUACAUGAGAGCAAGAUGUUGCUCAAAUGCCAGGCUGUGUCUGACCAAGCUGUCGCCGAGGCAUUGUGCUCUAUAAUACUCUUAGAAGAGAGUUCUCCUCGCCAAGCCCUCACAGACUUCCUCCUGGCCAGAAAGGCAACUAUUCAGAAACUUCUCAACCAGCCACACCAUGGUGCUGGUGCCAAGGAUCAGAUUUGCUCGUUGGUGGAGUUGCUGGCUGCCACGCUGAACCAAGCUCAUGCCCUUUUCUACACUUUACCAGAAGGUGCGCUGCCUGAUCCGUCUCUGCCGUGUGGCUUGCUCUUCUCUACUCUGGAGACUGUCACAGGCCAGCAUCCUACCGGAAAGGGCAUGGGGGUCCUGCAGGGGGAGAUGAAACUCUGCAGCUGGUUCAAACACCUGCCGGCAUCCGUCGUCGGGUUCCAGCCAGUGCUGCGCACCCUCGCGCAUCCCAUCAGCCAGGAGUACCUGCAAGACACGCUGCAGAAGUGGAUCCACAUGUGUAAUGAAGACAUUAAAAACGGGAUCACCAAUCUGCUGAUGUAUGUGAAGAGCGUGAAAGGUCUCGCAGGGAUCCGGGAUGCCAUGUGGGAGUUACUUACCAACGAGUCCACCAAUCACAGCUGGGAUGUGAUAUGUCAGCGCCUUCUGGAGAAGCCACUUUUGUUCUGGGAGGAUAUGAUGCAGCAACUCUUCCUUGACCGGUUACAGACCCUGACAAAAGAAGGCUUUGAGUCCAUCUCCAGCAGCUCCAAAGAGCUCCUGGUUUCAGCUCUGCAGGAACUUGAAAGCAGCACCAGCAGCUCCACCUCAAAUAAGCACCUCCACUUUGAGCAUAACUUGUCUCUCUUCCUCUGGUCUGAGAGUCCUAACGACCUGCCUGCUGAUGCUGCCUGGGUCAGCGUGGCAAACCGGCAUCAGUUGGCCUACAGUGGCCUCUCCAUGAAAGCUCAAGCUGUCAGCCCUUGCGUCCAGAACUUCUGCUCUGCCCUGGAUUCAAAACUGAAGGUUCACCUGGAUGACCUCCUGGCUUACCUUCCCUCUGAUGACUUGUCACUGCCCAAGGACAUUUCCCCCACACAGGCCAAGCGUUCUGCCUUUGACAGAUACGCAGAUGCGGGGACUGUGCAGGAAGUGCUGCGGGCUCACUCGGUGGCAUGCAUCCAGCACAUCACAGACUGCAUCCGGGCAGAGCUGCGGAGCAUUGAAGAAGUUGUGCAAGGGCAGCAGGACGCCCUCGACAGUGUCAAGCUGCGCGCAGUCCUUUUCAUGGCCAGACUCUGCCAGUCCCUGGGAGAGCUGUGCCCUCACCUGAAGCAGUGUAUCUUAGGAAAAUCAGGCAGCUCUGAGAAACCAGCAAGGGAGUCUAGGGCUCUGAGGAAACAGGGAAAGGGGAAAACUCAGGAAAUCAUUCCGACGCAGGCCAAGUGGCAGGAAGUUAAAGAAGUACUCCUCCAGCAGAGUGUCGUGGGCUACCGGGUCUGGAGCUCAGUGGUCCUGAAAGUUUUGAUUCAUGGAUUCACCCAGUCAUUACUUUUAGAUGAUGCUGGCUCAGUCCUGGCCACAGCCACCAGCUGGGAUGAACUAGAAAUCCAGGAGGAAACAGAGUCCGGCAGCAGUGUCACAUCCAAGAUCCGACUCCCUAUACAGCCGUCCUGGUAUGUGCAGUCCUUCCUGUUCAGCUUAUGCCAGGAAAUUAAUCGGGUUGGAGGCCAUGCCCUGCCAAAGGUGACGCUGCAGGAGAUGCUGAAAAGCUGUAUGGUUCAAGUGGUAGCUGCCUAUGAGAAACUUUCAGAAGAGAAACAGAUUAAGAAGGAAGGUGCGUUUCCAGUAACCCAGAACCGGGCACUGCAGCUGCUUUAUGAUCUGCGUUAUCUCAGCAUCGUUCUGACAACCAAGGCUGAAGAGGGGAAGAGCAGCCGAAGCAAACCGGACUCCAGAAUCGAGAAAGUGACUGACCACCUGGAAGCACUCAUUGAUCCAUUUGACCUGGAUGUUUUCACGCCACACCUCAACAGCAACCUCAAUCGUCUGGUGCAGCGAACUUCUGUUCUAUUUGGAUUGGUCACUGGUACGGAGAAUCAGUUCAGCCCCCGGAGCAGUACAUUCAACUCCCAAGAACCCCAUAACAUACUGCCACUGGCAUCGAGUCAGAUCAGGUUUGGACUUCUCCCGCUGAGCAUGACGAGCGCUCGCAGGGUGAAAUCAGCCAGCAGAAGCGUCGAAACAAAAGCCCAGGUUGUCCCCCCGGCACUCUCCAGAGCAGGUGACCCGAUGCUUCCUGGCUCCUUUUUCAGACAGCUCGUCAGUGAGGAAGACGACACGUCUGCACCUUCAUUAUUCAAACUUGGCUGGCUCUCUAGUAUGACUAAGUAACAUGAGAACAUAUCCCUCUCUCUAAAUAAAUACUACUGCAUUGUUUCUUCUAAA
Messenger RNA from Propithecus coquereli (Coquerel's sifaka), 3000 nucleotides. It is a transcript of the gene COG1, whose product is annotated as component of oligomeric golgi complex 1. The transcript has 14 exons. Gene Ontology annotation, biological process: intra-Golgi vesicle-mediated transport. Gene Ontology annotation, cellular component: Golgi apparatus; COG complex. The record is from RefSeq and is a predicted model, not a curated record. The coding region runs from base 1 to 2946 and encodes 981 amino acids. Lineage: Eukaryota; Metazoa; Chordata; Mammalia; Primates; Indriidae.